AUGCGAUGCGCGAGCAAGGCCGCCGAGAGCGCGUCUGCACGUCUCUGUGCGGAUGCCGAAGCAGAAACAACAGCAACUGAUGUCCCAUCGGUUGCUGAAGUGACUCAGCCUGUAUCACCUGGUGAUGCAGGCGCUGGUCAUGAAGACACUCGUGUCUUCACAGAGUACGAGCUCGGUGUCUCGUACUCUCCUGAUACGGAUGACGGAUCCGUAUCGACGGCGAUUGAAUCUAAGCCGCCUGCCAAGCGUGGCAUGGACGAUGCUUUGCGUCGUAGUAUCUUUGGUUCGUCUGACGAUUCAGACGAACCAUCGCCGAAGCGAAGGCGCUCGAGGUCGCGAGACUCGGGCGCUAACAGUGGUGUCGGUUCUUCUAUGGACACCACUUCACAGCGAGGUGCCAGUACUUCUGUCGGCACGUCGCAGGAAGAGCGGGACCGCAGCGUGUUGCGUCUCGCUCCUGAGAAGAAGGCAUGGAUGCCUCCUAAAUCUGUCAUGGAUCACUUGUCGGCGACGACGAGUGAUCGUAAUCGAACACGAUUGUUCGAUUCGUCAAGGAUCCAUCACCUUGACCCCAGCGCGAAAAACUAUCGCGCUGAACACGAAUUCUUCAUCGAUGCUUUCUUUAGACAUCGAUGGUACAGGGGAAAUCACAAACGUGAUGGUCCCUCACUACUUCAGGCGUGGAAAGCCUACAUCCAUAACCUCGAGGAUGUAGGUCGUGACGCUUGGAACGACAAACUUAUCAAAGCUCGUGAUAAGUUUGAAAAGCGAACCCCGACAGGUGCACGCUACAAGCUGCAUCGUCUAUCAAGGGAGAAAGGAUUACCCUGCCUCUCUUGGGGAGACUCGUGCCCAUGUUGUGUGAACAACUCUGCACGAGCACCUAAGGAGGCUUACCUCCUUACCAGCCCGUGGUGGCGCGUACGCAUCUCGUAUCCACAGGAUGUGCCGCGUCGUACUGCUCAACCAGACCCAGUACGUCAACCAUCAGUUGGGAGCGGGGCUCCCAAGAAUCCCAGGACGGGGGAUAGCCGCGCCACCGGACGAGAUAACUCGUCCGACGUCCGUUCACGUCGCGGUGGUUCAACAGCUGCUCAACUAGAUAGCGCUGGCCACCGCGAGAGUCCUCUAAUGGAGGUGGAGGAGGAGGAAAGACGCUCUCCACACGAUCAUGUGGAUCCGUGUGUUCCCGAGAGCUUCUUUGAUCGCGUAACGCAAGGGUUACGCGACGAUCUCGAGCAUGAGCGGAAUAGGCGUCUCCAAAUGGCGGACACUGCCUUGAAGCAUCGAGCUGAGUUUGCCUUUGCUCAGCUUGAUAACGAGAGAUCUCUGACAUCUCUUCGUGACGAGCUAAGGGUAGCUCGUGGGAUUGUUGAUCGGUCUCGGGAUGAGAUAACUGCUCUUCAGACCCUUGUUGAUGCCCACCAUCGGGAGCACAAGGCUCUCUGCGAGAUGCUUGAGCGCAAGGGCGUUCUUCAUCGGAAGAAGCAGCGUACUGAUGGUACGGCUUAA
This is a messenger RNA of Peronospora matthiolae, 1512 nucleotides long. NCBI's taxonomy places the organism in Eukaryota, Oomycota, Peronosporomycetes, Peronosporales, Peronosporaceae. The record is from the annotation of a GenBank genome assembly.